AUGGUGAAGGUUGUUGACAUAUUUUCCCAUUAUGUAGUAGGACCUGUUAUUCCAAUUUGCAAGGCUGAUUUGAAGCAUUAUGAAGGUCAAAAAUUUUCUUCACUUGAGGAGGGAAUUUCCUUUUAUGAAAAGUAUGCUCAAGAGGCUUGUUUUGAUUUUCGAAGAUUUGGAAAUAGGUCUAGUGGUGGUGUUAUUACUUUUCAGUAUGUUGUCUGCAACAGACAAGGUUUUCAUACAGGUCAACCGUUGGAUGUCGAUGUAAUUAUAUCUGACGAUGUGAACGUGUCAAAUGACGAUGAAGUAACUUCAAAGAAGAAACACAGACGUGGCACAAAAAGGUGUGGAUGUGGAGCAAGGAUCAGUUUUAAGUUUUUUUCUGAUUGUGGUGCUAAAUAUUAUCUUGUGCAUCAAUUCAUUGAGGAACACAAUCAUGCUAUGGUUGACAAAGAUCAUAAGCGAUUUAUGAAAAGAAAUCGCAGUAUGAAUGAUGUUCAUCACAAGUUUGUUGAAGAUUGCACCAAAGCUAACAUCGGUCCUACUUUUACUUUCAACUUAUUAAAGGAGUUUUUUGGUGGUUAUGAUGUUGUUAGGUGUACGUUGAAUGAUGUUAGGAAUUGUUCUCGUGAUAUUAAAGAGAAACUGAAAGAAGUGGAUGUUCAAAUGAUCCUAAAUCAGAUGCAAGAGAAGAAGAGAAUUUGUGAAGGCUUUUUUUACAAAUAUCAAUUAUCAAUUGAUGAUAAUAAGUUAGUGAGCUUAUUUUGGUCUGAUGCUGAGUCACGGAAACAUUACCAUAUGUUUGGAGAUGUUGUAGCAUUUGAUACAACAUAUUCGAUAAACAAGUAUCGUAUGGUGUUUGGUCUAUUUACCAGGAAAGACAAUCACGGGUGUCCUAUUGCAUUUGGAGCUGGUUCCCUAUCCAGUGAGAAUUGUGAUGCAUUCUCAUGGCUUUUUACUGUGUUUGUUGAAUGCAUGGGUGUUGCUCCAAGGAUCAUAAUCACAGACCAAGAUUGGGGAAUGAGGCUUGCAAUUGAGAAGGUAUUAUCUGGUACAAGGCAUCGUUUGUGCAUGUGGCAUAUUAUGAGCAAGUUGUUUGAGAAAAUACCUAAAUCUAUUUCUGAUAGAGAAAAGUUUAGUAAGGAGUUUAAUGCUUGUGUUUGGUCAGAAUUGUUAGAUCCAGAUGAGUUUGACAUAUUAUGGACUGGUAUUGUUGAAAAAUAUGGUGUGAAAGAUCAUAAAUGGUUUAAGGACAUGUUUGCUGUUAGACAUUUGUGGAUCUCAGCCUACUUUAGAGAUGUUCCUAUGGGUUCUUUAAUGAGAACAUCUUUUUCUGAAUCUGAAAACAGUUUUUUUAAGAGGAAUCAAACUGAAAGGCUUGACUAUUAUGAUUCUAUAAUCUCUCCAAAAUAUGCCACUGAUUUAGCAUUUGAGAAGCAAUUGACAUCUGUAUACACGGAUAUGAUGUUUAGAGUGGUUCAAGAAUUGAUUUCUGAGGCUGAUAAGAGUUGUCGGAUGAUUAGCAUGUCCACUUUGGAGAACAUCGAGGUCUUUAGAGUUUUUGAUGCUAGAAAGAAGACCUUCACAGUUACACAUGAGAUAGAGACUGAGUCAUUUGAUUGUGAGUGUAAACUAUUUGUAAGGUGUGGCUAUCUAUGCAACCACCUUUUCUUCGUCCUCAGAAACAAAGAUGUCAACAAUAUUCUAGAGAAGUAUGUUGGUAACCGGUGGCUGAAAAGUGAAUUAUUGAAGGCAGUUUAUGGUCUCACGAGUGAUGAAAGUGCGUCUGACAAAGCUAUGUGUCAUGGACGUUACUUUGGUUUAUAUCAACGUGCUUUUAAGAAUAAAAAUCAUCUGAUUGCAUUGGAUAAUUUUCUUGCGGGUAUUGGUCCUCAAAUUUUUACUCAUGACACUACUGGAUCUUCAUCAGUUGAUAAAAAUGAUUCCAUCAACAACAUAUAUGGUAUUGUUGUACCUGAAGAAAUAACUGCACAUGCUCCAGAUGUGGUUAGUACAAAGGGAGGUGCAAGUGACAAGAAAAGCAGGAUUAAGUCGAGCAUAGAGAAAGCAAUUGAAAAAGCAAGUAAACUUCAUAGGCGUUGUGGAAAGUGUCAUAAAGUGACUGAUCAUAAUGCAAGGAGUUGUGGCAGAAUGUAG
Messenger RNA from Salvia splendens (bonfire salvia), 2151 nucleotides. Its product is annotated as protein FAR1-RELATED SEQUENCE 5-like. Lineage: Eukaryota; Viridiplantae; Streptophyta; Magnoliopsida; Lamiales; Lamiaceae. Gene Ontology annotation, molecular function: zinc ion binding. Bases 1 to 2151 code for a protein of 716 amino acids. The record is from RefSeq and is a predicted model, not a curated record. The transcript is spliced from 5 exons.